GGGCUCCAGCCUGCUAUUUUCCUAUAUCUAUAGCAGUGAAGUUUCCCUGCAAAUCCACGCACACUUCUUAAAGGAAUAUCACCACUGCUGGGAUAAAGAACAGGCGAAGGGCAGCAUCCAUUUUCUAUAGGGCACAUAACAUAUCUGAUUGGGUGCUGCUGGGAAGGAAAAAGUGAGCAACCAUGUAUAUGAAGGACUGAAAGGGAGACAAGGUUGUGCUUGUGUGAGGCUUUCAGAUUAGCUGCAUUUGCUCUUUCAACUAACCCUCUUCAACCAACCGUUGGUUAACCCAUCAAGUUGUCUUCUUUUUUCCCCUCCCCUGGUGUAUGAAAAAAGUGUUAGCAACCUUUCUUUCUUUAAUUCCAUCUGUUGCAAGAGUCAUGCCAAGGAAGACUUAUGAGUGAUGUUAAAGACAUACUCUUGAAUGGAUGACAUCCUCACAAAACAAGCUGCAAAGUUUUGAUUGGUGUAAAGCUUUUGGAAAACCUGAGAUAAGAAAAAAAAGCAGCAAGAUUGUCUACCAUGCAAAAAGUCCCAAAACACUGAACGUUAUUGUUAGCCAUCCAAAAGUGUCAGCAAGCAUGAAGUCCUGUAAAUGUAGUGAAUGCGGGAAGAGCUUUAAAGUGAAAACGGCUCUGAUGAAACACUUGAAGAUCCAUAAAAAGGAGAGACCUUCUAAAUGCUUGACUUGUGGGAAGAAUUUCAGUAAGAAAUCAAGCCUUAUGAUACAUCAGCGAUCCCACAAUGAAGGAAAGUCCUUCAAGUGUAAUGAAUGUGAGAAAAUGUUUGGCCAAAGAUCAAACCUUCUAGUCCACAGUAAGACCCACAUACCAAAGAAAUCAAGUAAUAGCAAGAACAUCAGUUGUGUCUCAAAGCAUCCAAAACAUGAUAAUUUUGAAGACAAGAAACCCUACAGAUGUAUGAAGUGCAAUAAGACAUUUGUUUUACAUAAAAAUCUCAUUAAGCAUCAGGAAAUCCAUGCCACAGAGAUAUCGCUCAGUCCUGAAACAGCAUGCCGUAAUGCAGAGCAAAGCAGGAGAGCAGAGGAGAAGGUGCCGGAUCAUUCAGGGUUAAUGCUAGAAGAAUUGAGGAAGAUGAGGGAGAAUGUUGACAUGCUUCUCCUCAACCAGCAGAGUCAACUCCAGGUUCUACAAGAAAUUCAGAAGCAGCUUGGUGUCCUUCUGCUUGGCAACGAUCUCAUGAAUUCAAAUGUGUAUCGCCUGGGCCUUUUCUUAGGCCAGCAGACUGCAGCAAUGGGGUCCACUUCUUUUCCUCUCCUCAAUCUGAGCAACCUUCUUCCAGAUAGUGCACAUCCUUUCUCCUCUCAAAUGUGAUGGGGCUCUGCCAUUGCCCCCUCCCCCAUGCAUCUCUAACAUAUUGGCCAUAUCCCCUUUUUGUUCAUGCAGAUGACUUUAACUGUAUGUCUGCAACAACCCAACCCAAGUAUCUUUUCUAAAUGAGAGGGGCAGUUGACUUCCUUGGGCUUUGAGUGCUGUAUUUGCCACAUGUAUAGUACAAUGUGUGUCUGCCAAUAAUAUGUCACAUGGCUAUGCAAUUUGAAUUAGACUUGGCUUGCUGGAGCAAUGUCCUCCUAUUUUGUUUGAUGGUUUAACCUGUUUAGAAAUAUGCUUUCUUAAAUUUGAAAUCCUUCUAUACUGUUGGGAAAUGAAGCCCAGAGUCAAUUUAUUUUUAAAAACCAGUGUUUAGAUUGGGGCAUGCUAAAUCAACGAGUGGCCUUACUGAAUAGCACAGAAGGCAGAAUGGCUGCAGAGAUGGUACAGCAUCACAGUGGGACACUAUGGGUGGCAUUCAGUGCUAGUCCUACUUAGAGUGGACUCACUGAAGUUAAUAGACAUGAGUAACUUGGGUUCAUUAAUUUCAGUGGGUCUACUGAGUAGGACAUAGUAGCAUCCAACCCUAUGAUAAGAAAUGGCUGAAAGUAACAUGGUAUCUUGGCUGUAAAUUUUGCUCCAUGCUUAAUAUGCCUGUGCCAAUGAGUAUUCCAAAUGGACUUCCCUGUCCCAAGGCAAUAUACUAAAACACAUUUUAUGACUCUUCCCUUCCUCCUCACUUAAAUGUAUGGACUGAAAAGUAUGCAGCUUUAUUAAGUGCCCCAAAUGUUGUGCCUCCAGUCUUCAUUCCUAGAAAAACAACUUGAGUCUACCCCAUCUCCAUUUGGCAGUAGUAUUGAUGAGAUUAAAGAAGGCUCCACACAAACCAUUUUGUUAUCCUAAAACUCCUUGAGAAUAUGGUAACACAGCAUAUCGACACUACAGUAAAAGCUCCUAUGGGAAUCGUGCUGGUUUUUCAGUCUCAUUACAAGUCAGGGGCAAGGUCCUGAUCAUUCUCCCUUCUUGUCCCCAAAGCCUCUGUCUGACCCACAGGUUCUUCUAUAAACUCUAUUGUCCUGUGACUUAAAUUUUAACAUUUUUACUGAAAUCAGUAUUGAAGUGUGAGAGCACUGAAUAAAGAUAGUCUGGCA
Messenger RNA from Rhineura floridana, 2482 nucleotides. RefSeq names its product zinc finger protein 184-like. The transcript is spliced from 4 exons. Lineage: Eukaryota; Metazoa; Chordata; Lepidosauria; Squamata; Rhineuridae. Bases 429 to 1334 code for a protein of 301 amino acids. Gene Ontology annotation, molecular function: RNA polymerase II cis-regulatory region sequence-specific DNA binding; DNA-binding transcription factor activity, RNA polymerase II-specific. The record is from RefSeq and is a predicted model, not a curated record. Gene Ontology annotation, biological process: regulation of transcription by RNA polymerase II.